AGCAUAGGUCACUAACAACUCAACUAUAUUAUACAAUUCACUUCAAUCACUUUUGAAUAAUGCAAAUUAUGCCACUAUCAUCUUCAAUUUUCCCCUCUUCUGUUUAUGUUGAUGAAUCAUCACUAGUGAUCACAAUAACUGGUGUAGUAGCGUUGCUAGUGGUGUUGUUUCAGUGGCGGUUGCACCAGAAAAAGCAAAGACGAAAGCUGCCUCCCGGUUCCAUGGGUUGGCCUUACAUCGGAGAGACACUCCGCCUCUACACAGAGAAUCCCAAUUCCUUCUUUGCCACCCGCCAAAACAAAUACGGAGAGAUAUUCAAGACGCACAUAUUGGGAUGUCCAUGUGUGAUGAUAAGCAGUCCAGAGGCUGCUCGAAUGGUAUUAGUAAGCAAAGCACAUAUGUUCAAGCCAACUUAUCCUCCUAGCAAAGAGCGUAUGAUUGGACCAGAUGCUCUCUUCUUCCACCAAGGUCCUUACCAUUCCACACUUAAGCGGCUCGUUCAAUCUUCCUUCAUGCCUUCUGCUCUCCGACCAACCGUCUCUCACAUCGAGCUCCUUGUCCUGCAAAUCCUCUCUUCCUGGACAUCCGAAAAGUCCAUCAACACCCUUGAACACAUGAAACGAUAUGCAUUCGAUGUGGCGAUCAUGUCAGCGUUUGGGGAUAAAGAGGAGCCCAGUGAAAUUGAAGCUAUUAAGCUUCUCUAUCAACGUCUCGAAAAGGGUUACAACUCCAUGCCUCUCGACCUACCUGGCACACUUUUUCAUAAAUCCAUGAAGGCAAGAAGGGAAUUAAGCGAAGAAGUAAGGAGACUGAUAGAAAAGAGAAGAGAAAAUAAGAGAGAAGAAGGAGGACUAUUGGGAGUACUUCUCGGCGCCAAGGAUCAGAAACGCAACGGUUUAAGCGAUUCACAGAUCGCUGACAACAUCAUCGGCGUUAUCUUCGCCGCCACUGACACCACCGCUUCUGUCUUAACUUGGCUUCUCAAGUACUUACACGACCACCCAAAUCUCCUCCAAGAAGUCUCAAGGGAACAAGUCUGCAUUCGACAGAAAAUAAAGGAAGAAAACAGAAGAAUCUCGUGGGAGGAUACAAGAAAAAUGCCACUGACCACAAGGGUGAUUCAAGAGACACUAAGAGCGGCAAGUGUAUUGUCAUUUACGUUUAGAGAAGCUGUACAAGACGUCGAAUAUGAUGGCUAUUUGAUCCCAAAAGGUUGGAAGGUUCUUCCUCUUUUCCGACGAAUCCAUCACUCUCCUGAUUUUUUCCCUGAACCCGAAAAAUUUGAUCCAUCAAGAUUCGAGGUGGCACCAAAACCUUACACGUUCAUGCCAUUUGGGAAUGGGGUGCACUCAUGCCCAGGAAGUGAGCUGGCUAAGCUUGAGAUGCUUAUCCUACUUCACCACCUCACAACCUCUUUCAGGUAUAUAUUUUUAUUGUUUUACUAUAAUUCUUCGAAUCCUUAUAAAGAAUAUCUAGUUUUGUCACAGUUGUCUACUCUUCUUUCUACGUAUAAAAUCGAGGUUAUGAGGUUUAGACUUUUUUUUGUUAACACGAGGUUUUGAUUUUUCAAUAUCUAGUUUUCCUUGUUAUUAAAAUCCCCAAUCUUAAAAGUUAUAUAUAGACGCACGGAUUCACUUAACUCUGAACAAAUUGUUCGAAAUCACCUGGUUAACUAUCCAAUGUUUGACUUGAAAAUUAUAUUAAAGGGUUAGUUAAUAUAUUUUUAGUUGUUAUUUAUAUAAAAAGCUAAAAGUAUACUUUAUUGUUAGUUAAAUAUAAAAUAACAAUAAUGCAGGAAAAAAAAAUUCCUAACAUUUGAUUUGAGGCUGUAACUGAGUUCCUCCUUUUAUUAAUAAAACAUGUAAGACAACUCCAUUAAAUCCCAUAACACUUAUAUUACCAGUUUCAAUAAAUAAAAAUAGAAACUUUAAGAAAUUAACGAGAUUCAUUUCUUUAUUUGAAUCAGCUUUUUUUCAUUUACUUUGAUGCCCUAUAUAACAAU
This is a messenger RNA of Brassica oleracea var. oleracea, 2002 nucleotides long. RefSeq names its product abscisic acid 8'-hydroxylase 2. Gene Ontology annotation, molecular function: iron ion binding; oxidoreductase activity, acting on paired donors, with incorporation or reduction of molecular oxygen; monooxygenase activity. The transcript is spliced from 7 exons. The coding region runs from base 60 to 1562 and encodes 500 amino acids. The record is from RefSeq and is a predicted model, not a curated record. Gene Ontology annotation, biological process: sterol metabolic process. Lineage: Eukaryota; Viridiplantae; Streptophyta; Magnoliopsida; Brassicales; Brassicaceae.